GAGGCUGUAGAAAAAGGAGCGGAGGAGACGGAGAAAAAAAAUGACGGACGAAACAUUUCAAAGACCCGCCGGAGAAAAAAUGCCCAAUUUUGCCGGAACCUGGAAAAUGAAAAGCAGCGAGAAAUUUGAAGACUUGCUCAAAGCGCUCGGCGUGAACGCCAUGCUGAGGAAGGUGGCGAUGGCGGCCGCGUCCAAGCCCCACGUGGAGAUACGGCAGAACGGCGAGCACUUCUACAUCAAGACUUCGACCACGGUCCGCACCACGGAGAUCAACUUCCUGGUUGGGGAGGAGUUCAACGAGGAGACGGUGGACGGCAGAAAGUGUAAGAGCUCGGCCUCGUGGGAAGCAGAAAACAAGAUCUACUGCAAACAGACUCUCCUGAGCGGCAGCGGGCCGAAGACCUUCUGGACCCGAGAGCUCAACGGGGACGAGCUCGUACUGACCUUUGGAGCCGACGACGUGGUGUGCACACGGAUCUACGUACGAGUGUAGCCCGAAGGUCCGCGGGUUCAAAUCCCCUCCGACCAAAAACAGCGUGAGAAAUGUUCACAAAAUGUAUUUUUUCUUCUUCCGUUUGACAUCUUUUUGUACAA
This is a messenger RNA of Cyclopterus lumpus (lumpfish), 594 nucleotides long. Its product is annotated as cellular retinoic acid-binding protein 1. The coding region runs from base 41 to 493 and encodes 150 amino acids. Gene Ontology annotation, cellular component: cytosol; nucleus. The record is from RefSeq and is a predicted model, not a curated record. The transcript is spliced from 4 exons. Gene Ontology annotation, biological process: fatty acid transport. Gene Ontology annotation, molecular function: fatty acid binding. NCBI's taxonomy places the organism in Eukaryota, Metazoa, Chordata, Actinopteri, Perciformes, Cyclopteridae.